AUGCCCUUAAUAAUAAUAACCGGCAUCCCCACAUCCGGCAAAACCCACCGCGCAAAACAACUCCACACCUACCUCCAAACCCGCAUCUCCUCCCUCCCAACUACCUCACCCUCCUCCUCCCUCCGCGUCCACCUAAUCUCAGACCACAUCCUCUCAAUCCCCCGCACAGUCUACAACCUCGAAUCCAAAGGGGACCACGAACGCUCCAACAACGCCUCCGAAAAAGAUGCGCGCGCGACUAUCUACGGCGCUGUGAAGCGCGUGUUGAGCGCGAAGGAUAUAGUGAUUCUAGAUGGGUUUAAUUAUAUAAAAGGGUGGCGGUACCAGCUUUACUGUGAGGCUAAGGCGUUGAGGACGCCGCAUUGUUUGUUACAGGUUGGGAUUCCGGUGGGGGAUGCGAGGGAGAUUAAUGAGAAGCGGUUGGCUGCUGGAGGGGAAGCGAGUGCGGAGGAAGGACCGUAUGAGAGGGAGUGUUGGGAGAAUCUGGUGUUUAGAUAUGAGGAACCGAAUGCGAUGACGAGAUGGGAUAGUCCGUUGUUCACGGUUGUUUGGGAAGACGAGUCGCCCCCUGGAGAAGCGAUUUGGGAUGAGAUUAUUGGGAGUGAGGGGGUCAAGAAAGCGGUUCGGCCGAAUGCUGCUACGGUUUUGAAGGCGCCGAGUAGUGAGGAUUACCUGUAUGAGUUGGAUAAGAGUACACAAGGGAUUGUGAAUCGGAUUUUGGAGUGGGCGAAAGAUCAUCCUGGGGAGGGAGGUGGUGUGGUGGAUGUUGGGGAGGGGAAGGAGGAGUUGGUUGUUGAGUUGCCGAAUAAUCCGAUCGGAUUACCCGCGCUACAGAGGAUAAGGAGACAAUUUAUAAGUCUGAAUAGGACGAAUGCUGUGCCGGUUAAGAGGAUCCGGGAGACUUUCGUCACAUAUUUGAAUGACUCUUUUGAGGCUUUGUAG
This is a messenger RNA of Glarea lozoyensis ATCC 20868, 942 nucleotides long. RefSeq names its product P-loop containing nucleoside triphosphate hydrolase. The coding region runs from base 1 to 942 and encodes 313 amino acids. The transcript is spliced from 2 exons. NCBI's taxonomy places the organism in Eukaryota, Fungi, Ascomycota, Leotiomycetes, Helotiales, Helotiaceae. The record is from RefSeq and is a predicted model, not a curated record.